Molecule: messenger RNA, 2382 nt
Organism: Postia placenta MAD-698-R-SB12
Lineage: Eukaryota; Fungi; Basidiomycota; Agaricomycetes; Polyporales; Adustoporiaceae
Exons: 9
Coding region: 1-2025 (674 amino acids)
Biological process (GO): signal transduction
Molecular function (GO): protein binding
Source: RefSeq, a predicted model, not a curated record
AUGGACUCCUCGCCUGACCAGCAGUCAAAUAUCCUCGGCUGGGACGAGGGCGAUGUGCAUGCUUGGCUUGUCAAGCUCGGCCUCCCGCAGUAUGAGAGCCAGAUUCGAGAACACAGAAUAAGCGGGGAGAUCCUCUGCGUGCUUGACGCAGAAGCAUUGAAAGACGUCGGCAUCGCCACCAUUGGACAGCGGCUAGCGAUUCUCAAGGGCGUGUACAACCUCAAGCUCGCCCAGGGAAUCCCCAUAGAGCCGGAUCAUUAUGUUCCGCCUUCGGAGGCAGAGGAGCGGAAGGAGCAAGUGAACGUAGAGAAGCUAUAUGACCUACUCCGGGAACAGAGUGAUCGGCUGCGACAUUUGGAGGAUGACAAUCGGAGGCUGAGCGACAAUCUUCAAUCCUGUCUUGAGGAUGUGAGCAGCGUGAGGAAUAGCAUGGUGUCUCAACGCCCACAGACCGAGACCGAAAGUCCCGUCCGGCAACAUUCUUUCAAAUGGGCGUCGUUUGUGAAGCCUUCGCGCUCACCAACGAAAGCUGCACUAGAGGUCGUGGAGUCACCGCAGCCGUCCCCACAACGAUUCGAACACGAGAUCAAUUCAAAUACAUCCCGCACUGGCACUUCAUCCGACCGUUCACGGUCACAGCCGACGUCUACCAAUGGCGAGUCCGCGUCAACUUCGCAAACGAACGGCGCCUCGAGUAGUCUGCAACCACCUCCGAAGCCCAUGCGCCAGGAUAGCUCCGACAACCUGAAGAGCUUCAAGGUCAGUCUUGAUGAUCCAGCAUGGAAGGUUCUCCCCGCGGCCCUCAAGAAGUACAAAAUCAACAACGACGAUUGGCAAAACUAUGCUAUGUUUAUUUGUUAUGGCAAUCCAGGAAAUCGGAUCGAGAGGUGUUUAAGUUACGACGAGAAACCACUACUUUUAUUCCAGAGGCUCAAAGACGCGAAGAAGAACCCGGUGUUCAUGCUGAAACACAUCAAAGAUAUCCGCUCCCCAAUCGCCGUUGCGCAGCAGAAGCAGGCUGCCCGCAGAGCUUCCUCGGAGACUUCCUCAGCGCGGUCGCCGCCUACAUCUUCAUCACAGCACAACCAUGGCCAGAACCUGCAGGCACAGGGCGAGAACGGUAAUGGACAUCCCCCAAAGCUGCAGGUAAACAGUCGUGUAGCCACCACGCCUGGUCUCCUGACGGGUGUGCCAAAUGCGCAGUCAGGCUGGCCGGAACUCAUGUCUCCGGUGGUGGAAAACAAGGAGCGCGCGGAAGAGCUGGGUGGUUCGGGGGACCAUCUCAAGUCGCAAGGCUCAAGCGGGGGAGUGGGCGGGGAUGGACUACCACCCCCGGCAGUGGUGCGGGAGAUCCCGCCGUCGACGGGAGUGUCGUACGCGGUGGCUAUCUACCCGUACAUGGCAGAACAAGAGGACGAGUUCGACGUGGUUGUUGGAGACACGUUCAUCAUCCUUUCGAGAGCGCGUGGCUGGUGGGUCGUACAGCGGGAUGAGGCAGGCUUCGGAGUAGUCGAGCCUGACUCCAGCCAGCAAGGCUGGGUCCCUGCUGGCUGUCUGCUCGAGACAAAUGUGCCUGUCGCUACUGCCAUUGCCGAGGCCACUACAGCGCGUGGCUCCCCACCACAAUCGCCUGGCGGAAAGACCCCGAUUCUUCCGCUCAGCAUCCUGUCCACAAGCUUCCCGGGCAUCGCUUUGAUGGACUACAAGAGGAAGGGCGACGAGGAGCUUAACCUCAAUAAGGAUGACUACCUGCGAGUGUUCAAGCGAUACAACCAUUGGUCCUACGCCGUCAAAGAGGAGUCGGGUGAUCGUGGUUGGGUGCCGUCCUGGUUCAUCGGCAAGGUCCCGACAACGUUGGGCGCCCCACAGACGCCGAGCACGAGCGGCGCUCCCAACACACUAUCAGCUUACACCGAGGGCGACUCGCGCUACGGGAGCGACUCCUCUGUAGGCCAGCAGCCCCAGGUCUCUCCCAUGUCCUCGGCAUUCCCUCCAAUGCAAACGCGCACCACGACCGUCGCCUAGGCACGGCCGGCACCGUUUGCCUCCUCCCGUUUUCUCGUUCACGACUUUCACGUUCACAUGCAACCACUUGGGCUCGGCAUACAUCAAGAUGACCAAUUUCGCGCAGACGCACCGCGCACUUCGCACCUUCUGCAUGCUUUCUACAGUAUAUACUUAUUUAUCGGACGCCUUGCUAUGCUUCUCUCGCUUGACAUUUUCCGUAAUUGUCCUUGCAUACGUUCCGUCCGCACGCCGACUUGGAUUCGUUCUUUCUGUAUGAUAUUGGUCCUGCUCCUGUCGCUCUCAUGCCCCAGCCAUCAAUGUCUGGCUGUCUGUAUUCAGUACGUGCGCCUGGUGGAAUGCACCAGGCAUCCUCAA